ACUUAACCUAUAAUAACGUUCUUUGGUGAAAAUUCUUAUGCUGUUCGUGUUCAAUAUGCACGAGUGAUGGCGACCCGAGGAAAUCGCCUGAGGAGGAAGUUAAUUUGUUUCCUUCAGUGACGUCCAUCGAUUCAUUGAAAGAAAUGUAUCAUUUCACUCCUCAACGCCCUUACAAAAUACACGCUAACAAAGUCUCCUCACGAUGUUAUGGUUCCUCACACUGCCGGUAAUUUUUGCAUGCUGUCAUGGUUUUGACAUGGAAGGUCUGUGGGGCAGAUCUGAAGAGACAUGUGGUGAAACAAAUCGUGUUCAGUACUCGAAUACUGAUGAUCAAAAAGGUUACAUUGUAGGAGGAAGAGAUGCAUUUCAAGGGGAAUUUCCUUGGCAGGUAUCAUUACAAAGACAUUUUGAGAGGGAUAAUGGUAUUUAUCACAUUUGUGGAGCCACUAUAAUAACCAAAAACUGGGUUGUAACUGCUGCGCAUUGCAUUAAUCUAGCGAAACUUGGAGACUAUAGAAUUGUAGCAGGAACAAGUGAUUUGCGAGAGGAAAAUAAAAUAAGAUCCGGAAUCGUGAGAUCAUAUUCGGAGUAUAAAGUAGACGAUGCAUACAUUCAUGAAGAUUUCUCUAGACUCACGCUUCAGAACGACAUCGCUGUCUUGAAAGUGGACGCCCCAUUUGAUUUCGAGCAUUCAGACGGGAUGAUAAAACCCAUAUGCCUUCCCCCCUUCGGUCAUGAGCCUCGUGGUUAUGCCACUGUAUCAGGAUGGGGAACUCUAAAAGAAGGUUCACGAGUGAUACCAACAAGACUACAGGCUGUGUCAGUUCCGAUAAUUAGUGAUGAAGCUUGUAGAAAAGCUUAUGGUGAAGCCAUUGUUGAAACAAUGGUCUGCGCAGGUUACGAAGAAGGAAUGAGGGAUUCCUGUCAGGGAGACUCUGGUGGACCACUAAUUCAAAAAUCUGGUUCCGGUAAUGCAGUGCUUGUGGGUGUCGUGUCAUGGGGCAUGGGAUGUGCUCGUCCUAAGUACCCUGGUGUCUAUACGCAAGUGUCCUACUACAUUGACUGGAUAAACGGCAUCAUUAAAUCUCAAGGCACAUUUGAUGACAUAAAUAAAUUUCCUUUCUAAAA
This is a messenger RNA of Stegodyphus dumicola, 1128 nucleotides long. Its product is annotated as trypsin-1-like. Gene Ontology annotation, molecular function: serine-type endopeptidase activity. The record is from RefSeq and is a predicted model, not a curated record. Gene Ontology annotation, biological process: proteolysis. NCBI's taxonomy places the organism in Eukaryota, Metazoa, Arthropoda, Arachnida, Araneae, Eresidae.